AUGCCAAAAAGAGACAUUCUGCAAGAAUCCCAACCCAGUCUGACGUUACCAAGUAAUAGUCCUCUGUUGAGUCUGAUUAAUCUGAAUCAGACUAAUCACAGUAUAAUACCUUCUUCUUCUUCCAAUACUCCAAAACCAAAACCAACGGAACAAAAACGUAGAAGAGUAACCAGGGCUUGUGAUAACUGUCGCCAGAAAAAAGUGAAAUGUGAUGGUAAACAACCUUGUAUUCAUUGUACGGUUUAUUCUUAUAAUUGUACUUAUGAUCAACCUAAUAUCCGUAAUAAGAAGAAUACUGGUAUACCGAUACCUUCGUAUCCUCAAAACAAUCCAGCUUUCAAUGCAGUGAAUGCCAAUUCAAAUUUGGCCUCCAAUACUACCAGUCCCUUAAGUAUGAACCAAUUAAAUAGUUUGGUUGCUUCUCCUCUACUGCAAUCACUAACUUCUUCGGAUAUCAAUAUCAAGAACAACAAUCUAGAAUUAUGCCAAAAAAUUAUGAAUUUAAUUCUCCCCAAGGUUAAAUUCAAUUUAUUAGACGAUAAACCUCAACAAUUUGAUUUUGAUAAAUUUCAAAAAGUUUUCCAUUAUAUUCAAAAUAAAAAUCCUUCAAAUGUUAGUUUAAAUGAAAUUUCUGAUUUAUAUCAAGAUGGUCCUACUCCAAUUACUUCUCCAAUAAGCCGACACGAACGCCAAUCUUCAGUUUCUUCUAAUGAUGAAAAUGCUCUUGGUCGUGAAAUAAAAAUUAUGCUACCUUCUAAAGAAGUGGCUCUACAGUUAAUUUAUACGACUUGGUAUAAGGCUUGUGUACUUUUCAGAUUUUACCAUAGACCCUCCUUAUUAGAAGAAGUUGAAUUGCUUUAUAGUUUGGAUCCUUUCAAUUAUACCGAUAGACAACAAAAAUUCUUACCAUUUUUAUACUCUAUUUUAGCUUGUGGUUCUCUUUUCUCAAAACUGUCAAAAGAUUCCAAAAACAAUGAAAGUUUAGAAGAUGAUGGGUUCAGAUACUUUCUUGAAGCAAGAAAAUUAAUUGAUAUCACCAAUGUUGGUGAUAUCAUUUCAAUUCAAACAAUUGUUAUGAUGAUUAUGUAUUUACAAUGUUCAGCUAGAUUGUCGACUUGUUAUUCCUAUAUCGGUAUUGCUUUAAGAAGUGCUGUCAAAGAAGGUUUACAUCGUAAUUUAUCUAUAUUCCAAAAUUCAAAACGUAAACUUGAUCCUAUCGAAGUGGAUACUAGAAAAAGAUUGUUUUUCACCAUUUAUAAGAUGGAUAUUUAUAUUAAUUCUUUACUAGGUUUACCAAGAUCUAUAAGUGAAGACGAAUUUGAUCAAGAAUUUCCUGAAGAACUUGAUGAUGAAAAUAUAACUAGAGAUAGCUACUUAUAUGAUAAUCAACAAGGAAGAUUGUCAUCGUCAGGUUGUGCAAAUCAUCAUACUAAAUUAAUGCUCAUCAUUUCACAUAUCGUGAAAGAAUUAUAUCCAAUUAAAGUGAAAAAUCAUGGUAAUCCUGAUCAUGUAUCCCCUGGCCAUAUCCAUAAUAAGGUUACUGAUAUUGAAUUGGAAUUAAAACAGUGGUUGGAAAAUUUACCUGCUGAAUUGAAACCAACUGAUCCUAAUAAUAUUGAAUCUAGUAAAAAUAUCCCUGAAAAAUUUCUAUUGGCAAACUAUUAUCUUCACUUAGGUUUUUUAAAUUGUCAAAUCAUGUUAUAUAGACCUUUCAUUCAUUUUAUCAGUAAUGGAGUUUAUUUCCAAGCAUCUGAUCCUAGAUCUUUAAUCAGAGGUCGUAAUUGUAUAAAAGUUGCCAGAAUGGUGGUCAAGUUGGCAAAUAAAAUGAUUGAUCAAGAUCUCUUGGUGGGUACUUAUUGGUUCUCCAUGUAUACAAUAUUUUUUUCUAUUGCGUGUCUCAUUUAUUAUUUCCAUUUUGCCAAUUAUAAUAAUAAUCAAGGCCAUAAAGGUGGAGUAAAUUAUGCUGGGGUUUUAUUCGACGAUGACUUAAAUAUUGAUAUGAUCAAAAAGGAUAUCGAAAUUGGUAAAAAAGUUCUUGAUUGUUUGAAGCAUAAUUCUAAUUCUUCUUUAAGAAUUUAUAAUAUCUUGAAUAAUUUAUUCGAGCAAUUGAAUAGAAGAACUGCUAAUACCUCAAGAGUUAAAAAUAACCCCUUAAUGACCCAAUCUACUUUUGAAGCAAAUGAUGCUUCAGUUCAAUCAACCUUUCAUAACUUUGAUAGAAUGAAUGAUUUUAAUCAACCUGAUGGUCCUCUUUCCCAAAAUAAUUACGACCAAUAUUCAUCAUCACAGCCAGAAUUGAAUAGGAAUCGAAGUAAUGGUAACUUAAGAAAAUAUGAUGUGAAAAAAGAAGAUGAUGACUCUCUAAAAGCGUUUUUGCUAAAGGGCAACUUGCAAGAUAAUUAUACCGAGCUUGCAGACCCUUCAAGAGGCCAAAAUAGUAAUGAAAAAUCGCCUAGUAAGAAUAAUAAUGAAAGUCCUAAGAAAUCAGCUGAUGAUUUUUCUGGACCAAUUCCAACACCUUCGAGUGCAGGUGUACCAAAUGGUAGCGUACCUAUGAAUAACAAUUACUCUGGCAAUGUUGAUUAUUUACCAGGGGUGAUUGAUACUUUAGAUGCCCAAAUAUUCGGAAGAAUUCUCCCUCCCUAUAUGUUAGAGAAAAGUGCCAAAAGAGCUGAAGGUGCAGAUGCUGCAUCCAAUGGGUAUUCAUCAAAGAAUGAUUCAAAGCCAUCUCAAAAUAAUGAUUAUCGUUCCAAAUUUGAUGAUAAUACUACUAAUAACAAUAGAAGCGACAGUUUCCAAUCACAGCAAAACGUUCCCGGACCGGGUUUAAACUUGGACGAUUUUGAUUUAUCUAUGUUGGGUGAUAAUAACACUUUAGAUUAUUUAGAUCCCUUUAAUCCAAUUAAUAACGAAUCCCCUUAUGAUUUUAGCAAGCAGAAUAACUGA
Messenger RNA from Hyphopichia burtonii NRRL Y-1933, 2946 nucleotides. It is a transcript of the gene ASG1, whose product is annotated as Asg1p. Bases 1 to 2946 code for a protein of 981 amino acids. Gene Ontology annotation, biological process: positive regulation of transcription by RNA polymerase II; DNA-templated transcription. The transcript has a single exon. NCBI's taxonomy places the organism in Eukaryota, Fungi, Ascomycota, Pichiomycetes, Serinales, Debaryomycetaceae. Gene Ontology annotation, molecular function: DNA-binding transcription factor activity, RNA polymerase II-specific; zinc ion binding; sequence-specific DNA binding. The record is from RefSeq and is a predicted model, not a curated record. Gene Ontology annotation, cellular component: nucleus.